UUGAUGUUAUGCUGUGCUGAUAAUGUUAUAAAGAAAGUUGCUCUUCCCGAGACCGAACCGUUAAUGCUUGAUUACUUGCAGUCAGUGUGCCCUGGUGCUUCUGGAUUAGAAAUUAAAGAUCCUAGUGCCCGUCCCGAAAUUACAACUAUUUAUUUGGAUGCCGAAAAGAAAUUUCAUUUAACUGAAGAAGAUGAAAAGAAAACUUUAAAUGUUAUUUAUAAAGACCCAGUUGAGCGUUCACCCUCUCCUUGGUUGCAUGUUCAACGAGAGCUUCCUCUCAUUGAUUCAGUUAGCGAAUUUUGCUUUUACCUGAAGAAAGAAGUUAGCUCCAAUAAAGAAAAUGAACCUAAAAAAGAAGUAAAAACUUGCGUCACACGCAUCAACAAAAGAUAUUUUGCAACUUUUUACCAUGACUUGCAUAAAGAUUUUAAAGAAGGGAAUGUUGUUGAAAUAUUUUCCAAUGAUGACAAUGCUUUUAAAGCAACGUGCAAAUUUAAAAAUACUUUAUGGGACUUUAUAUUAUUCAAAUCUAAUGAAGAUGUUAAAGGCGAUGGCCCUCAUAUUUUUGAUGUUUUUUAUCCUGGUGAACGUAUUAUUUUAUAUGGUCGUGCAACAGAUGAUGGGAGACUUGCUCCGCAAGAAGGAAUUAUAAAUUCAUUAGAAGGAUAUUGGGACGGAAAAAAGCAUGCAACUUUUUUGAUGGGAACAAUCAAAACUAAUCGUGGUGAUAGUGGAGGAGGAGUCUUCAAUCACAGUGGAUUGUUGGGCAUAAGUGUUGGAAAUACACCGUUUGAAGAUUUUCCGUAUAGCCAAGCUGCUAGGGAGGCUGCCGAAUUUAAUUCCAGAAACUAUAUUAUUUCUGCAAAGGAUUUGGCUGCGGCUGCUGAGCAAGUUGAGGGAACAAGAAAGAAAGAAGUACAUCAACCUAGACCCGGACCUCCUCCAAUUGUUAGAGCAUGUAUGGGUCUACCAAAGAAGAGGGGAAGGCCUGAUGACGAUACUGAAGAAUAUUGA
Messenger RNA from Meloidogyne enterolobii, 1014 nucleotides. NCBI's taxonomy places the organism in Eukaryota, Metazoa, Nematoda, Chromadorea, Rhabditida, Meloidogynidae. The record is from the annotation of a GenBank genome assembly.